AUGUCGGCGGUCUGCUCUACCUUCGGGCCUCGCCUCCUGACACUUCCUUCACCUCCUCCUCCUACGUGGGAUCCGUGCCUGUCUGUUCUCCUACCUCCUGCAGGUCACUGCUCAAACCUAACCCCUCCUAUCCUCUGUCACUACUUCGCUAAGCCCACGAGCUCAUAGACUACUUACUAUUACUACUACUACAACUACAACUACUACUAUUACCAGCAGGUCCCCCCGCUCAAGUCAGCGCAUGUCCAGGCCCGUCUGAAGUUUGCCAAUGACCAUCUGGAUGAUCCAGAGGAGGAAUGGGCGGCAGGUAGCUUAGUGGUUAAGAGCGUUGUGCCAGUAACCAAAAGGUCGCUGGUUCUAAUCCCCGAGCCGACUAGGUGAAAAAUCUGUCGAUGUGCCCUUGAGCAAGGCACUUAACCCUAAUUGCUCCUGUAAGUCACUCUGGAUAAGAGCGUCUGCUAAAAUGUAUGUCAUGUGGUCUGAUGAGACAAAAAUAGAGCUUUUUGGUCUAAACUCCACUCGCCGUGUUUGGAGGAAGAAGAAGGAUGAGUACAACCCCAAGAACACCAUCCCAACCGUGAAGCAUGGAGGUGGAAACAUCAUUCUUUGGGGAUGCUUUUCUGUAAAGGGGACAGGUGACUGCACCGUAUUGAGGGGAGGAUGGAUGGGGCCAUGUAUCGUGAGAUCUUGGCCAACAACCUCCUUCCCUCAGUAAGAGCAUUGUGGCUGGGUCUUCCAGCAUGACAACGACCCGAAACACACAGCCAGGGCAACUAAGGAGUGGCUCCGUAAGAAGUAUCUCAAGGUCCUGGAGUGGCCUAGCCAGUCUCCAGACCUGAACCCAAUAGAAAAUCUUUGGAGGGAGCUGAAAGUCCGUAUUGCCCAGCGACAGCCCGAAACCUGAAGGAUCUGGAGAAGGUCUGUAUGGAGGAGUGGGCCAAAAUCCCUGCUGCAGUGUGUGCAAACCUGGUCAAGACCUACAGGAAACGUAUGAUCUCUGUAAUUGCAAACAAAGGUUUCUGUACCAAAUAUUAAGUUCUGCUUUUCUGAUGUAUCAAAUACUAAUGUCAUGCAAUAAAAUGCAAAUUAAUUACUUAAAAAUCAUACAAUGUGAUUUUCUGGAUUUUUGUUUUAGAUUCCGUCUCUCACAGUUGAAGUGUACCUAUGAUAAAAAUUACAGACCUCUACAUGCUUUGUAAGUAGGAAAACCUGCAAAAUCGGAAGUGUAUCAAAUACUUGUUCUCCCCACUGUAUAUACAGUAUCUCACAAAAGUGAGUACACCCCUCACAAUUUUGUAAAUAUUUGAGUAUAUCUUUUCAUGUGACAACACUGAAGAAAUGACACUUUGCUUCAAUGUAAAGUAGUGAGUGUACAGCUUGUAUAACAGUGUAAAUUUGCUGUUGCCUCAAAAUAACUCAACACACAGCCAUUAAUGUCUAAACCGCUGGCAACAAAAGUGAGUACACCCCUAAGUGAAAAUGUCCAAAUUGGGCCCAAUUAGCCAUUUUCCCUCCCCGGUGUCAUGUGACUCGUUAGUGUUACAAGUUCUCAGGUGUGAAUGGGGAGCAGGUGUGUUAAAUUUGGUGUCAUCGCUCUCACACUCCCUCAUACAACAUUCGGAGAGUACGACCCUGACUUACACAGGAAGCGGCACAGGUCCUAAUCCAGGCACUUGUCAUCUCCCGUCUGGAUUACUGCAACUCGCUGUUGGCUGGCCUCCCUGCCUGUGCCAUUAAACCCCUACAACUCAUCCAGAACGCCGCAGCCCGUCUGGUGUUCAACCUUCCCAAGUUCUCUCACGUCACCCCCCUCCUCCGCACACUCCACUGGCUUCCAGUUGAAGCUCGCAUCCGUUACAAGACCAUGGUGCUUGCCUAUGGAGCAGUGAGGGGAACGGCACCUCUGUACCUUCGGGCUCUGAUCAGUCCCUACACCCAAACGAGGGCAUUGCGUUCAUCCACCUCUGGCCUGCUGGCUCCCCUUCCUCUGCGGAAGCAUAGUUCCCGCUCAGCCCAGUCAAAACUGUUCGCUGCUCUGGCACCCCAAUGGUGGAACAAGCUCCCUCACGACGCCAGGACAGCGGAGUCACUCACCACCUUCCGGAGACAUUUGAAACCCCACCUCUUUAAGGAAUACCUGGGAUAGGAUAAAGUAAUCCUUCUACCCCCCCCCCCCCCCCCCCCCCCCCCCCCCCCCAAAAAAAAUUGUAAAGUGGUUAUCCCACUGGCUAUAGGGUGAAUGCACCAAUUUGUGAGUCGCUCUGGAUAAGAGCGUCUGCUAAAUGACGUAAAUGUGCCCUUGAGCAAGGCACUUAACCCUAAUUGCUCCUGUAAGUCGCUCUGGAUAAGAGCGUCUGCUAAAUGACUAAAAUGUAAAUGUAAAUGUACUGGUCACUGGAAGUUCAAAAUGGCACCUCAUGGCAAAGAACUCUCUGAGGAUCUGAAAAAAAGAAUUGUUGCUCUACAUAAAGAUGGCCUGGGCUAUAAGAAGAUUGCCAAGACCCUGAAACUGAGCUGCAGCACGGUGGCCAAGACCAUACAGCGGUUUAACAGGACAGGUUCCACUCAGAACAGGCCUCGCCAUGGUCGACCAAAGAAGUUGAGUGCACGUGCUCAGCGUCAUAUCCAGAGGUUGUCUUUGGGAAAUAGACGUAUGAGUGCUGCCAGCAUUGCUGCAGAGGUUGAAGGGGUGGGGGGGUCAGCCUGUCAGUGCUCAGACCAUACACUGCAUCAAAUUGGUCUGCAUGGCUGUCGUCCCAGAAGGAAGCCUCUUCUAAAGAUGAUGCACAAGAAAGCCCGCAAACAGUUUGCUGAAGACAAGCAGACUAAGGACAUGGAUUACAUGUCCUGUGGUCUGAUGAGACCAAGAUAAACUUAUUUGGUUCAGAUGGUGUCAAGCGUGUGUGGUUGCAACCAGGUGAGGAGUACAAAGACAAGUGUGUCUUGCCUACAGUCAAGCAUGGUGGUGGGAGUGUCAUGGUCUGGGGCUGCAUGAGUGCUGCCGGCACUGGGGAGCUACAGUUCAUUGAGGGAACCAUGAAUGCCAACAUGUACUGUGACAUACUGAAGCAGAGCAUGAUCCCCUCCCUUCGGAGACUGGGCCGCAGGGCAGUAUUCCAACAUGAUAACGACCCCAAACACACCUCCAAGACGAUCACUGCCUUGCUAAAGAAGCUGAGAGUAAAGGUGAUGGACUGGCCAAGCAUGUCUCCAGACCUAAACCCUAUUGAGCAUAUGUGGGGCAUCCUCAAAUGGAAGGUGGAGGAGUGCAAGGUCUCUAACAUCCACCAGCUCUGUGAUGUCAUCAUGGAGGAGUGGAAGAGGACUCCAGUGGCAACCUGUGAAGCUCUGGUGAACUCCAUGCCCAAGAGGGUUAAGGCAGUGCUGGAAAAUGAUGGUGGCCACACAAAAUAUUGACACUUUGGGCCCAAUUUGGACAUUUUCACUUAGGGGUGUACUCACUUUUGUUGCCAGCGGUUUAGACAUUAAUGGCUGUGUGUUGUGUUAUUUUGAGGGGACAGUAAAUUUACACUGUUAUACAAGCUGUACACUCACUACUUUACAUUGUAGCACAGUGUCAUUUAUUCAGUGUUAUCACAUGAAAAUAUAUACUCAAAUAUUUACAAAAAUGUGAGGGGUGUACUCACUUUUGUGAGAUAAUAAAUAUAUAUAUAUAUAUAUAGUACCAGUCAAAAGUUUGGACACACCUACUCAUUCAAGGGUUUUUCUUUAUUUUUACUAUUUUCUACAUUGUAGAAUAAUAGUGAAGGCAUCAAAACUAUGAAAUAACACAUAUAGAAUCAUGUAGUAACCAAAAAAGUGUUAAACAAAUCAAAAUAUAUUUUAGAUUUGAGAUUCUUCAAAGUAGCCACCCUUUGCCUUGAUGACAGCUUUGCACACUCUUGGCAUUCUCUCAACCAGCUUCAGGAUGAAUGCUUUUCCAACAGUCUUGAAGGAGUUCCCACAUAUGCUGAGCACUUGUUGGCUGCUUUUCCUUCCCUCUGCGGUCCAACUCAUCCCAAACCAUCUCAAUUGGGUUGAGGUCGGGUGAUUGUGGAUGCCAGGUCAUCUGAUGCAGCACUACAUCACUCUCCUUGGUCACAUAGCCCUUACACAGCCUGGAGGUGUGUUUUGGGUCAUUGUCCUGUUGGAAAACAAAUGAUAGUCCCACUAAGUGCAAACCAGAUGGGAUGGCGUAUCGCUGCAGAAUGCUGUGGUAGCCAUGAUGGUUAAGUGUGCCUUAAAUUCUAAAUAAAUCACAGACAGUGUCACCAGAAAAGCACCCCACACCAUCACACCACCUCCUCCAUGCUUCACAGUGGGAACCACACAUGCGGAGAUCAUCCAUUCACCUAGUCUGCUUCUCACAAAGACACGGCGGUUGGAACCAAAAAUCUCAAAUUCAGAUUAAUCAGACCAAAGGACAGAUUUCCACCGGUCUAAUGUCCAUUGCUCGUGUUUCUUGACCGAAGCAAGUCUCUUCUUAUUGGUGUCCUUUAGUAGUGGUGUCUUUGCAGCAAUUCGACCAUGAAGGCCUGAUUCACGCAGUCUCCUCUGAACAGUUGAUGUUGAGAUGUGUCUGUUACUUGAACUCUGUGAAGCAUUUAUUUGGGUUGCAAUCUGAGGUGCAGUUAACUCUAAUGAACUUAUCCUCUGCAGAAGAGGUAACUCUGGGUCUUCCUUUCCUGUGGCAAUCCUCAUGAGAGCCAGUUUCAUCAUAGCGCUUGAUGGUUUUUGCGACUGCACUUGAAGAAACGUUCAUAGUUCUUGAAAUGUUCUCGAUUGACUGACCUUCAUGUCUUAAAGUAAUGAUGGACUGUCGUUUCUCUUUGCUUAUUUGAGCUGUUCUUGCCAUAGUAUGGACUUGGUAUUUUUCCAAGUAGGGCUAUCUUCUGUAUACCACCCCUACCUUGUCACAACACAACUGAUUGGCUCAAACGCAAUAAGAAGGAAAAUAUUCCACAAAUUCACUUUUAACAAGGCACACCUGUUAAUUGAAAUGCAUUCCAGGGGACCAACUCAUGAAGCUGGUUGAGAGAAUGCCAAGAGUGUGCAAAGCUGUCAUCAAGGCAAAGGGUGGCUACUUUGAAGAAUCUCAAAUCUAAAAUAUAUUUUGAUUUGUUUAACACUUUCUUGGUUACAACAUGAUUCCAUAUGUGUUAUUUCAUAGUUUUGAUGUCUUCACUAUUAUUGUACAAUGUAGAAAAUAGUAAAAAAUAAAGAAAAACCCUUGAAUGAGUAGGUGUGUCCAAACUUUUUUACUGGCAUUGUGUAUGUAUGUAUGUAUGUAUGUAUGUAUGUAUGUAUGUAUGUAUGUAUGUAUAUAUUGUGUGUGUGUAUAUGUAUGUAUAACAGUUUUCAGCUGUGCUAACAUAAUUGCAAAAGGGUUUUCUAAUGAUCAAUUAACAUUUUAAAAUGAUAAACUUGGAUUAGCAAACACCGUGCCAUUGGAACACAGGACUGGUUUCCAGCUACAAUAGCCAUUUACAACAUUAACAAUGUCUACACUGUAUUUCUGAUCAAUUUGAUGUUAUUUUAAUGGACAAAAAAAUUGCUUUUCUUUCAAAAACAAGGACAUUUCUAAGUGACCCCAAACUUUUGAACGGUAGUGUAUAUAUAUUUUGUAUCAAAGUAUAAUGAAUUUAUAUUAUAGUCCAGUUUGUGGCGUUAAUCCAACAUAGUGGAUGCCAACCGCUGUUAAACUCAGAAGAAGAAGAAGAAGAAGAAGAAGAAGAAGAAGAAGAAGAAGAAGAAGAAGAAGAAGAAGAAGAAGAAAAAGAAACCGGAAGUAAACGUCAUAUUUAAACGACGACCGUGAAUGUUCGGUUAUUUUGCUUCUUAUGUAGCUAAAUAGCUACAUAGCUUGGGAAAUGGCUGAAUCGUUUGAAGAACGUCUCGUAAAAGCAGUCAAAGAGCAUACGCACUUGUAUGAUACCUCAAUACGUUUACAUUUCGACAAAGAGGCUCUCGAACACAGUUGGCGCGAAAUUGCUACAUAUUUAAACUCCGAUCCAGAUACCUGCAGGAAGAAAUGGAGACUUGCGAGGGACCGUCAUGUGAGAGCACUGAAAAAGUCUAAGGAUAUGCCAGAGGGUGUACCGAGGCCUGGAAUUCUGAGUUGGCUCACCAUUUUUAUCAAACAUCGGCAAACCAACCCAAACUUUCCCGAGGUAGCUAGUUAGCUAAGAAACUGAAAAUGUAUGGCUACAGUACCUAGUUGCUAGACCUGACUUGUAGACCGGUAAUUAUCGGUAUUAUGAAAGAUUAUCUAAUAAAUCGUCUAAAGAAACCACUAUUUCUGGCACUGGGUUCGCAGUUAAAAUGAGUGCAAUAUCAACACCAGCAGCAGAGGACACACAUAAAUCAGUACGAGAUUGCAAGAUUCAUGUAAAAUGUUGUUGUUGAAAACGUUAAACAAUUAGUCAUGUGUUUAUGGCAAUCGGGCCUUAAUCAGAAUAUAUGACAGUGACAAUGAUUAAUUUAGUCAUAAAAUGAGAAAGUAAUGUUUUAAUGAAUUUGCAACAGCCUUACUGUUAAUCUUUUCAAGAUUUGCAAUUACUGCCUCUUGUUUUGUUGGUUUCCAUAGAUUUCAGCAGACAGAGUUGAGAGUCUUAAUAGCAAACUGGAUCAGACUCCCAUGUUUUCAGACCAGGCAGGUAAGCCAAUAAUAGUGUUGUGUAGUUGGCUACAGGUAUUGUGUAGUUGGCUACUGACACAAUCCUUAUGUUUCCAUACUGGCUCCUUUUUUAUUUUACUGUAGGUCCACGGUUCCCUUUAUCUUCUUUCCGUCUCCUGGUUCCUCCUCUACGCCUGAUGUCAGCUUUUAUGUGGCAAGUGGCUCAAGAGCGUAAUGUGAUGCAGUAUGGGAAGCUGGAGGAGUUUGUGACUUUGGUGACAGAGAUGGUUCCAGAGCUGCUGAGCUCCAGGCAGAGGACCCAACUCAUCCUGGGACUGAGAGCAAGGGUGAGAAGUGGGAGGGUGGAGAAGGAGUAGAGGCAUGGAUGUAAAGAAAGAAUAAUAGUCAUUGGACUAAGAUCCUCAUAAAAUCUGCUUUCAGAUGGUUUUAGAGUUGUUUCGCAAUGAAAACCCACCGGAACCCCAGACCAUCCAACUUCAUUUGGACAGAAUCAGAACUUCUUCAGUACAUGCUGUGCACGAGGAUGUAUGUAACUUUCAGUGUCAAUAGUAGUCUGGAUGCUGUGGAAUAGAGGGAGCUUAUAUUGUGUUUCUGUUAAAGCUUAUUUUAUCAUUCAUUUUACAUGCCCAGUCACAGAGUAGAAAUGAGUUGGAGGCUUCGGAGUCUAACUUCGUGGAACUUGUCAAAACCCUGCUGGAAGACCCUUCUGAGAAGAAGCACUUCUUCCAGGUGGGAAAUAUCCUAAUGAAUCAUAGUUGUUGCUUUCAGAGUCAAUAGGACAGCAUGUUCCAGCAAUGUAAAACUCAGUAGUGAAAUCUUGCUUGUUUUACAAUAACUGAUGAAAGACCAUACAAAAUGAACAACCCAGCAAGGUAUUGGCUCGAACUACUCUUGUUUUAUUUCUCUCUCUCUCAGGUGGUGUUCCCAAUACGUUACGGCCCUCGGUAUGACACAGCACUGCAGAUACUGGUGUGGGAGUUCAUCUCCCGACUGGAGGAGCUGCUGCCUGUACCAGACCUUACAGAGGUAGAGGCUCAAUAUCUUAAUAGGAUGAAAUCUUUAGAGAUGGUCAGGCUUGUCAUGUUAUUUCUUCAGUAUCACACGCUUAGGGAUGUCACUAACUAUUUUUAUAAUGACACUGUAUAAUGUCCAGUCUUUGGGAACAAAGCUACUUGUUCAUGAUAUCCUUUUGGUCAACUCAAGUUGAAUCCUAUAUGAUUAAUGUAGACACACAGGAGAGGAGUGCUUCUUUGAUUCAAGACCAUGGUGCUUGCCUACGGAGCAGCAAGGGGAACUGCACCUCCUCACCUUCAGGCUAUGCUCAAACCCUACAUCCCAACCUGAGCACUCUGUUCUGCCACCUCUGGUCUCUUGGUCUCGCGCCCCUGCUUGAGGGCAGCUCCCGCUCAGCCCAGUCAAAGCUCUCCUCUGUCCUGGCACCCCAAUGUACAUUUAUAGUUAAUCCAUGAGGUGCUCUUUGAUCAUUUGAUGAAAUAUUAUAGAACAAAAAGAAGUUGAUGCUGGAUAGUAAACAAUGCCGUAAAAGCCUUUGUGCAAACAAACUUCCAGAAGUAAUCAAGGCACUCGUGUAGUGGAAAUAUGUAAAAGCCUUUGUUUUACGACUUAUGCAUGGCAAGAAUAUAAAAAAUAAAAAAAACACCCACCUAGCUAGAGCUGCAGAAACCAUUUUAAUGUUCCUUUUAUCCUCUCAGACAGCAUCUUGUCUCAGCAUUGCCCCCUCUGACCUGGAGGAGUUCUGGCAUUCUGUCUCUGACCCCGAGCACCUGAAGACACUACUGCAGCAUCAUAGACAUCUGGGAUACUUGAGCAAAAGUUAGUCUUAAUAAGAGGAUAUCAACCAUGUUAGCCAUGUGCUCUUCUUCUGUAAAUUAGUUAAUUGCAUUUUUCCGUUUCCUUUCCUGAGAUGAAAAUUCUCCCUUUCUCCAGAUAAAUUCUCCAACCAGGUCGCAGACAACAUCUUGUCCACAUUGUCAAUUCCUCAAAUUCACGGCCUGAAGUCAAGUCUCGAUGGACAUGAAGGCAUGAAAGGGAGCACAGAGGGGUGGAAGAUCAACAGUGAGGAAGACCAAGAGGAAGGAGGAGAGUUGCAUUGUGAAAAUAACUUGGAGGAGGAUGAUGAUGAUGAUGGAAGUGAGAGAAAUGAAGACCCUGAGAGAGGAUUAAAGGAUGAAGAUGACGCAAACUGGACCUCCCCUCUGAGUGAACCAGAGGACUCGGAUGGUAAGGAAGUUCAGAGAUUCAUAAUGAUACAGUCCGUUUCCGCCAUGUAUUUUGAAGUGAUUUGUAAAAGCCUGACAUGUUACAUUCCCUACAUAUAUUUGUAAUGUUUUUUUAACGCUCCUUGACUUUCAGGUGAAAAUCAGGAAGUGCUUCACACCACUGUCAAAGUUUACACUUAGGAUCAUGAAUUACAGAGGUUGAUAUCAGUUCCUACUUAUAACACCUUAAAACAUAGUGGCUGUGUAUAUUGUUUUGGAGAAGGACAUUUUCGUGCUUUUGAGAGCACCACACUGAAGGCUGUUUCCAACAAUGGCCGUCACCUCUAGGGGAACCAUUCAUUUCAAUGGGAUGUUGGUUGGCGAGCGACGUUAACUGGAAAAUGCUGAAAAUUGCUAAAUAAUUAGCUAAUGAACUUAAAAACUGUCUGGAUGAAUCAUCAAUAUAUCUGUCCCAAAAUCACAAUAAGUUGGCACUCGGGAGGUCCAGGAUUCAUUUGGGUCAGGCAUCGUUUGCCCUUCGCAUAUGUUUUAUAGAGCGAAUCAUGGUACCAAACGCUCCAGGAUCCGGGUCAUAUAAGGAUAUGUUAACGCAUCUUCAUUUUUGUAUGUCUGCUCUCUUGUGCUUUCUGCCUGCAGAACCGGCUAGUGACAUGCCCUCCCAGGUCUUCUCCUGCCCCCAGUGCCCAUUCUCCCACAGGGAAAUGGUGGACCUUCACCAGCACAUCAGGAAGGAACAUCUAACAGAGGAGGACAGCAGGAGCCUGGACUCUGGAGGAGCUGAGAACUCACUGCCAUCCAGUGAAACAGUAAAGAGCUCCUCAGCCAAGAGGAUCAAUAAGAACACCUGCAAACAGUGCGGGAAGGGUUUCAGAUGCACAACUGACCUGAAACGACACCAAAGUAUUCACACAAGUGUGCAGCCGUUCCGUUGCAACCAGUGUGAGAAGAGAUUCAAAUCGGAGAGAUAUCUACAACUGCACAAGAAGAGUCACGACAUUGAACCGAUGCACAGGCCUAUUUGCCAACACUGUGGCAAGAGUUACACAAGUGCAGCAGUCCUCAAAAUACACAUACGCACACACACCGGGGAGCGGCCUUACUCCUGCUCAGUCUGUGGGAAGAAGUUCAAUCAAAAGCACACAUUAGUUAGACACCUCCGGAUGCACAAAGGGGAACGACCAUACCUGUGUAGCGUAUGUGGGAAGGCUUUCUUUGUUUCCGGGGAACUCUUAGUGCACAUGCGUUUUCACACAGGGGAACGACCUUACCGUUGUAAACCGUGUGGAAAGGCUUUCAGCACAUCAUGCGCUCUCACGUCACAUAAGCGAUGGCACUCAAACGAGCGCCCAUUCACCUGCUCCCUGUGUUCAAAGGGCUUUGCAGAAACUAGUGGCCUUAAAAGACACAUGUUUAUUCAUACUGAGGAGAAGCCCCAUUACUGCCACACAUGUGGGAAAGGAUUUAGUCAGUUGAGCAACAUGAGAAUACAUUUGAAAACUCAUAAGAAAUAAUGUAAUUGGAUCUUUGUCAGACUAAAGUGUAAUGUUUAUUGCGCCUUGAGCUCAUAAAGCCAAAAGUAAGAAAGAGGAGAAAAAAAAGUGUUAUAGGUCAUGUACAUCAUCCUGACAAAGUUUUCACAAUUUAUUGACUAAGUAGCCAUGCUGUUAUUUUCCUGUUGGUAAUGUGAUUGGUUGUUAAGGAACUUAGGCCACAGACUUUACAAUGACAUUGAGGUUUUACUUAGUGCACUACUCUGUGAGCACAGUAGGGGUACAUUUACAUUUUAGUCAUUUAGCAGACGCUCUUAUCCAGAGCGACUUACAGUUAGUGAGUGCAUACAUUUUUCAUACUGGCCCCCCGUGGGAAUCGAACCCACAACCCUGGCAUUGCAAGCGCUAUGCUCUACCAACUGAGCUACAGGAGGACUGUAGAUCAGGACAUGGGCAUUAAUAUGGAGUUGGUCCCCCCUUUGCUGCUAUAACAGCCUCCACUCUUCUGGGAAGGCUUUCCACCUGAUGUUGGAACAUUGCUUCGGGGACUUGCUUCCAUUCAGCCAAAAGAGCAUUAAUGAGGUCAGGCACUGAUGUUUGGCGAUUAGGCCCAGCUCGCAGUCAGUGUUCCAAUUAAUCCCAAAGGUGUUCGAUGGGGUUGAGGUCAGGGCUCUGUUCAGGCCAGUCAAGUUCUUCCACACCGAUCUCGACAAACCAUUUCUGUAUGGACCUCACUUUGCGCACAGAGGCAUUGUCAUGCUGAAACAGGAAAGGGCCUUCCCCAAACUGUUGCCACAAAGUUGGAAGCACAGAAUCGUGUAGAAUGUCAUUGUAUGCUGUAGCGUUAAGAUUCCCUUCACUGGACCUAAGGGCCCUAGACAGAACCAUGAAAAACAGCCCCAGACCAUUAUUCCUCCUCCACCAAACUUUAGAGUUGGCAAUAUGCAUUGCGGCAGGUAGCGUUCUCCUGGCAUCAGCCAAACCCAGAUUUGUCCGUCGGACUGCUAGAUGGUGAAGCGUGAUUCUUUACUUCAGAGACCGCGUUUCCACUGCUCCGGAGUCCAAUGGCUGCGAGCUUUACACCACUCCAGCCGACGCUUGGAUUUGCACAUGGUGAUCUUAGGCUGCUUGGCCAUGGAAACCCAUUUCAUGAAGCUCCCGACAAACAGUUAUUGUGCUGACGUUGCUUCCAGAGGCAGUUUGGAAUUCAGUAGUAGGUAACAUGAUGAAAGUAUGACACAUAGUUUGUGUAGGCCGUUCUGUACCUGAUGUAAUGAGAAGAAAAGAAAAAACUUUUUGACAGCAACUAUGAAGUUGUCGCUUGAAUAAUCAUUCAUGUGUUUUGGACCAAGCUCCUGAUGUAUGCCGGAACAGAGUCCUCCCUUUUCCUUAUUAUCCUGCAUAGUCACCUGUUGAAGUGUCGUCGUCUAAGGAAUGUUUUUAUUUUCAAUCCCUCGGUCAGGCACCCGAUUCCCUACUGCCACAUGCUGGGCUGAAGCACAUUUGGGUACACUUUUCUUUCCCAUUGUAAUCAGACUUGGGUUCAAAUACUAUUUCAAAUACCUCAAUUACUUUCACCUACAUUGUCCAAGUAAGUAUCUAGAUAUGUUUUAUUUGAAAAGACAAGUAGUUGAAUAUUUUUAUAUGUAUUUGAAAAUACUCAUACACUCCCAUGCAUUUAACCCAGGUAUUUGAAAUAAGUGUUUGAAAAUACACUCAUACUAUUUGGUUUUUACAAAUAGCCAUUCAAAUAACCAAAUAGAAGUACUUGUUUUGGGCUGUGUAUUUGCAAAUACUCAAAUACACACAUUUAUUUUUAAGUACUCAUACAUUUGAAACCAGGUCUGAUUUUAAUAAAUAGUCACUCAGUAAUCAUCUGCGGUGACUCAAUCAUUUGUAAAUUAACUAAUACUACAGCAUGUGUAUGAUAUAUGUAUAUUAAGUACAUGACGCUACAUUUAUUAUCCAUCAAACACAACUUUUUUUUUUUUUUUUUACUUAGAUGAGCAACAUGAAUACAUUUGAAAACUCGUUGGAUGUUUGUCAGACUUAAGUAAUUUUUACACUAGUGUAAUGUGUUGAGGUCAAAAAGCCAAAAGUAAGAAAAAUAAAGAUUGUAUUAUAGGUAAUGUACACUGAACAAAAAUAUAAACGCAUGUUUCAUGAACUGAAAUAAAAGAUCCCAGAAAUGUUUCAUAUGAACAAAAGCUUAUUUCUCUAAAAUGUGCACAAAUUUGUUUACAUCCCUGUUAGUGAGCAUUUAAAUUUUGCCAAGAUAAUCCAUACACCUGAUAGUUAUAGCAUAUCAAGAAGCUGAUUAAACAGCAUGAUAAUUACACAGGUGCACCUUGUGCUGGGGACAUUUUGUCACAAAACACAAUGCCACAGAUGUCUCAAGUUUUGAGGGAGCGUGUAUUUAGCAUGCUGACUGCAGGAAUGUUCACCAGAGAUGUUGCCAGAGAAAUAAUGUUCAUUUCUCUACCAUAAGCCGCCUCCAAUGUCGUUUUAGAGAAUUUGGCAGUACAUACAACCGCAGACCACGUGUAUGGCGUCAUGUGGGCGAGCGGUUUGCUGACGUUGUGAACAGAGUGGGGGUUAUGGUGGAAGUGGGGUUAUGCUAUGGGCAGGCAGGCAUAAGCUACGGACAACAAACACAAUUGCAUUGCAAUUUGAAUGCACAGAGAUACCGUAAACGAGAUCCUGAGGCCCAUUGUGCCAUUCAUCUGCACCAUCACCUCAUGUUUCAGCAUCAUAAUGUCGCAAGGAUCUGUACACAAUUCCUGGAAGCUGAAGCUGUCACAAUUCUUCCAUGGCCUGCAUACUCACCAGACAUGUCACCCAUUGAGCAUGUUUGGAUGCUCUGGAUCGACGUGUACAAUGGCAUGUUCCAGUUCCCGCCAAUAUCCAGCAACUUUGCACAGCCAUUGAAGAGGAGUGGGACAACAUUCCACAGGCCAAAUCAAAAGCCUGAUCAACUCUAUGUGAAGGAGAUGUCACGCUGCAUGAGGCAAGUGAUGGUCAAACCAGAUACUGACUGGUUUUCUGAUCCACGCACCUACAGUUGAAGUCGGAAGUUUACAUACACCUUAGCCAAAUACAUUUAAACUCAGUUUUUCACAAUUCCUGACAGUUAGGAUCACCACUUUAUGUGAAAUGUCAGAAUAAUAGUAGAGAUAAUGAUUUAUUUCAGCUUUUAUUUAUUUAAUCACAUUCCCAGUGGGUCAGAAGUUUACAUACACUCAAUUAGUAUUUGAUAGCAUUGCCUUUAAAUUGUUUAACUUGGGUCAAACGUUUCAGGUAGCCUUCCACAAGCUUCCCACAAUAAGUUGGGUGAAUUCUGGCCCAUUCCUCCUGACAGAGCUGGUGUAACUGAGUCAGGUUUGUAGGCCUCCUUGCUCGCACACACUUUUUCAGUAAUGCCCACAACUUUUCUAUAGGAUUGAGGUCAGGGCUUUGUGAUGGCCACUCCAAUACCUUGACUUUGUUGUCCUUAAGCCAUUUUGCCACAACUUUGGAUGUAUGCUUGGGGUCAUUGUCCAUUUGGAAACCCAUUUGCGACCAAGCUUUAACUUCCUGAUUGAUGUCUUGAGAUAUAAUCACAUAAUUUUCCUUCCUCAUGAUGCCAUCUAUUUUGUGAAGUGCACCAGUCCCUCCUGCAGCAAAGCACCCCCACAGCAUGAUGCUGCCACUCCCGUGCUUCACGGUUGGGAUGGUGUUCUUCGGCUUGCAAGCACCCCCUUUUUCCUCCAAACAUAACGAUGGACAUUCUGGCCAAACAGUUCUAUUUUUGUUUCAUCAGACCAGAGGACAUUUCUCCAAAAAGUACGAUCUUUGUCCCCAUAUAUAGGACUCGUUUUACUGUGGCUAUAGAUAAUUUUGUACCUGUUUCCUCCAGCAUCUUCACAAGGUCCUUUGCUGUUGUUCUGGGAUUGAUUUGCACUUUUUGCACCAAAGUACGUUCAUCUCUAGGAGACAGAACGCGUCUCCUUCCUGAGCGGUAUGAUGGCUGUGUGGUCCCAUGUUGUUUAUACUUGCGUACUAUUGUUUGUACAGAUGAACGUGGUACCUUCAGGCGUUUGGAAAUUGCUCCCAAGGAUGAACCAGACUUGUGGAGGUCUACAAUAAUUUUUCUGAGGUCUUGGCUGAUUUAUUUUGAUUUUCCCAUGAUGUCAAGCAAAGAGGCACUGAGUUUGAAGGUAGGCCUUGAAAUACAUCCACAGGUACACCUCCAAUUGACUCAAAUUAUGUCAAUUAGCCUAUCAGAAGCUUCUAAAGCCAUAACAUCAUUUUCUGGAAUUUUCCAAGCUGUUUAAAGGCACAGUCAACUUAGUGUAUGUAAACUGUUGGUGAAACCAUAAGGAGAGGAAGUACAAAACCAACGACGCUAGACAGAGAGGAAUUUGCUUAAGCAAAAGGCAGUUUAUUAAAACAGAGAGAGCUGGUAUUGUGCAAGCUACAUGCAUGGACCCAUUCAAUUGCCUCUUAUGGAGACAGUUGAGAAAGGAUCAAAAACAGAGUUUUCAGCAUUACUUUAUACAAUGCAACAUAAAGAAAGGGGUCCUUCUUCUAGUCCCUUGAUUGGUUCCCGAGGCGUAGGAGGCGGGUCUGCUCUGUCCAGAGCAGAAGCCCCAUUGGUGCACGGCAGAGUCCUCUGCCCUUGGCACCCGACCAGUAGAAAGAAGUGCAGUUUGUGUGUGUGCGUCCACAGAGCAAAGAACUCGUGAGGCAUGAGAAUGAGUGUGCGUCCACAUUGAGAUGUGUGUGUGAAUGUGUGUAUGUCUCAAGGGAAAACUCGUGGGGAGCAACCAGUGAUUGUGGCCUGUGGCGUGGGUGUUGUCCUUGACAAGAUAUGGUCCUCUGUCCAUUGUUCUUGCAUAGGAACAGCAUUGAUUGAAAACAAGCUCCUAACAUAAAAUGGGUCAUGCACAAGAUUUUAGUCAGACCAAGCUAUAACAUUUUAUAUUUACUACGACAAAUCCCCCUCUUCACGUCUUCUAGACGUGACCCAUUCAUUAUGUUGGCAUGAAGCAUAGUUGAAUCAGUGUUAAAAGAAAAAACAAUAAUGUAGGAAAGAAAACAAAACAUGAUAACGCAUAAUGCAAUGGUAAAAAAAAUUAAUUAAACAAUCAACCAUCCCCCUCUAGCAUACCAAUUAUAUGGCCAGUUAAUUAAACAAUGUUAGUCCCCCUCUAGUGCACGAUGAAAGACAUCAAAGCUGUUGUUCAAAUUCUAUUUCAUCUUCAUUUUGGUGUCAAAUUUUGGUUUUGGCUGCUCAAAUCAGCACUGACUUCUGUCAGUGAUCUAGAAGGAGUGGGGGCUGGUGUGCAAUGAGUUAGAUGGUGCCAGGGUGCGCCUGAUUUACCUCUGACCUGGACUGAGUGUGAAGUAACCUCCUUCACUUCGUACGGUCCAGUCCACCUGGGUUCCAGCCACUUUCUCUUGUGGACUUUUACCCUCACCCAGUCUCCCACUUUUACCUUCAGUGUCAGCGUACUUCCCGACAGCUCCCCCUCUUGGGCCUUCUGCACCUGA
Coregonus sp. 'balchen' is the source of this 15899-nucleotide messenger RNA. The record is from the annotation of a GenBank genome assembly. Lineage: Eukaryota; Metazoa; Chordata; Actinopteri; Salmoniformes; Salmonidae.